CACGACGUCCAUUGAGUAAUUUUCACGGCUAUUGUGCCUUGCCUCCCGCCUGCUAUUGUGCGCAAGAUUCACUGGAUCCGUCAGUGCUGACGUUUCAUUUCAAUUGUUGUUUGCGGCCCCGAGACCAGAUUCACGCUCGAAAUUCAUCCGGCCAAAGCGCGGAGCCGCAGCGAGGACAUGCGCUCGAAGCCGAGCGCCUCGUCGAUCUACUGGGACUCGUACGAGUCGGGCAGCGGCAGCUCGGGUAGUGCAGCCAGCCGCAACUACGUGGACCCGUGGGACCUGGAGAACUACGCCUACCUUCGGCGUCACAGCGUCGCCGCCUCGGCGGCCGGGACCAGCCCUCGGCCGCUCAGCCAGCCGACGAUCCGCGCGGGCGACGACUACGGCAGCCGAUCGUCGUACCACUCGCCCGUCGAGUCCGACUACUGGUACGCGCCGGCAAUAAGGGAGCCGGGCUACGACGCGCCGGCCUCGGUCGAGGAGAUCUACUUCCGGCCGCAGCCGGCCCCACGGACUCCCAGCUGCUGCUAUCAUCGGCAGCCGAUCUACGAGGACGAGAUGUCGCACUACGCCGCUCCGAUUCCGCUCUACACACGCCUCUCCGAGCUCGAGCACGAGGAGCUCAGGACGAGGGAAAUGAUCAGGCGGCGUAGCCAAGCUACUUCAAGGUCAAGAAAUUACCUCAGCAGAGAAGAGUGCUACUAUCACCGAAAGCCGAAUGAGAUGUUAAUGGAAGCACCAUCGCUUAUGAUGGAAGAGGAUGAGUUGCUAUUGGAUGAGGUCGAGGCCGUAGGAUAUAGGGAACCAAGCCAUUACAGCAAUAAAACCUCCCACAUCACACUCAACGCGUAUGGUCAUCUGAAGAUCGACUACACCAACAGCUGGAACUCACUACACAGAAAGAUCAUUAGUAAAUGAGAAUUGAGAACCCA
Phymastichus coffea is the source of this 935-nucleotide messenger RNA. RefSeq lists its product as uncharacterized. The transcript is spliced from 5 exons. Lineage: Eukaryota; Metazoa; Arthropoda; Insecta; Hymenoptera; Eulophidae. Bases 178 to 921 code for a protein of 247 amino acids. The record is from RefSeq and is a predicted model, not a curated record.